Molecule: messenger RNA, 500 nt
Organism: Sinocyclocheilus grahami
Lineage: Eukaryota; Metazoa; Chordata; Actinopteri; Cypriniformes; Cyprinidae
Product: beta-crystallin S-like
Exons: 3
Coding region: 51-443 (130 amino acids)
Biological process (GO): visual perception; lens development in camera-type eye
Molecular function (GO): structural constituent of eye lens
Source: RefSeq, a predicted model, not a curated record
GUAUAAAGAGAUUACAGCACGGUUUGCUAUCCAACAUUUCACACCUGACAAUGACGACUGAGAGCAUUGUGUUCUACGAAGACAGGAACUUCCAGGGAAGAUCCUAUGUGUGCAAGGGAGACACAAGUGACCUUCAUUCUUUUUUUAGCCGAUGUAAUUCUGCAAAGGUUACUGGACAUCUCAAGCUGAAGCUCUUUGAGAGGCCCAAUUUUGAUGGCAAAACAUGGGAAGUUACAGAAAGCACCCCAUCCAUUCAGGAACGUUUCCUCUGCAGAGAGAUCCAUUCCUGCAAGGUUCAGGAAGGGCCCUGCGUGUUCUUCGAGCAUGCAAACUACCGUGGCCAUCAGUACCUCCUUGAGAAGGGAGAGUACAGGCGACACACUGAAUGGGGGGCCAUGCAUGCCACUGUGGGCUCUAUUCAUCAAAUCACCACAGACUGUUGAAAUGAAUACCUGUCAUCACUGCUACUGACAAAUACUGAAAAAUAAAUUUAUUUGAAG